Messenger RNA from Ciona intestinalis (vase tunicate), 8343 nucleotides. The record is from RefSeq and is a predicted model, not a curated record. Lineage: Eukaryota; Metazoa; Chordata; Ascidiacea; Phlebobranchia; Cionidae.
UAAGAUUUAAGGAUUUGGACUUGGCUAAGACAGUAAAAUGUUUGGUUAGAAUUAAAAAUUUUUUUGACCUGUAAAAAGUGAAAGAAAGAAACGUAAUGUCAAUCAAUGGCGUGUUAGGUGUUUUGGUUUGUUUGAUGUGCCCAAUAAUCUUCUCAACUGCAUCAUCAUAUUCAGCUUCGUUUUAUGGAAACAGCUUUUUGUUCGAACGCCUAUCUGACAACUCUGCUGAUACUACGUUAUCAUUGCAAUUUCAAACAAGGGCGUUGAAUGGUGUUAUUUUAAUUGCUGCUGGACAAACAGAUUAUUUGAUUGUAUGUCUGAGAAAAGGCAGACUAGAAAUACGAAUUAAGACUGGACAAAAAGAAGAAAUAUUUUGGACUCCUGCUGGAGUAAAAUACAACAACUUACUCUGGCAUGAAGUUCAAUUGAUACGUGUUGAUAAAACAAUCAAUGUUGAUGUUAAUAGAAAGAAUGUUCUCACAAAAUCUCUUUCAUUGAAUAACACUGAAGAUUAUUUGAAUAUUGAUCUUGGAGUUUUCUUAGGUGGAUAUGAUUCCAACAUAGGUGCUGCACUUGUACCAGAGCAACCAUUUUUUCGUGGUUGUAUUCUCAGUGCCUUGUAUAAUGGUGUUGAUGUAUUAGAUCCCAUUAUGAAUGUUCACAACCAUAAAAUUGUUCAUAAUGUGUAUGCAGGUUGUUCUAAAAUUUUUCGAGCGCGUCCGAAUGAACCGUUGUCAUUCACUUCAUCCAAUGCUUUCCUAUCUCUACCGCAAUGGACCAGAUCUAACAAAGCUAUGUUUGAAUGUCAGAUUAAAACCAGAGGAAAACAUGGACUUAUUUUAUUUAACUCUGGUUCUGAGGAGCAUGAGUUUGUUGGAAUAGAAAUGUCCAAUGGUAGAAUUGGCGUUUCGCUAAAUACAGGUGAAGGUGUGUUUGGUCUUCAAUCAAAUCAGUUUGUUAAUGAUGGGAAGUGGCACAGAUUAAGAUUAAAAAUUACAUUGAGUUUGAUUGAAAUUCGAGUUGAUACAAACAGAACUAAAAUUUUACUGGGCCAAGAGCAUUCUAGUACAGAUAACUUAUUGAACAUGAUGGGCUUAAAUGGACCUCUGUACAUAGCUGGUGUGGAUAGUGUGAUUAAACACAGAGCUUUGUUCACUGGAAUGAACUUGGCUUCAUUUCCUGGUUGUAUAAAAAGUGUCAGAGUUAAUAUGAUGAGAAAGACAGCUAAGGAUUACUUGACAACAAAUGCUGUGAGUGUUGGUUGUUCACUAAAUAGCUCCUUGUUAUACACACAACCUGAACUACCUGCAAUACCAACCUUUGUUAUUGUUCCAUCACCUUCAAAACCAGAACACAAACAAAAAACAUUGGGCAUAGACAGACUAUAUCAAUCCAUAUGCUAUAAACAGACCAUACACAACAUGAGCUUAUUUGAAGGUGGCACUUCUAAUAUUUCGCAAGAUCUUAUCCAACUUCAAUUGCUUAGCAACAGCAAUAAAAGAAUAAGAAAUAACAAUGUGUUCAAUUUCUUAACGUUUAAUCUCACUGUUCCACCACAUCAUGGAAAAUUAUUUAAACAUGGAAAUAUUUUACAACCUGGAAAUGCAAUUCCAAUGCAAGAUAUUCAAGAAGGAAGUGUUGUUUAUGUUCAUGAUGGUUCAGAAACUUUACUAGAUCAUUUCAACUUUACAGUGGGUACAGUUGGUUUGAAUACAACUUUGAAGGAUUUAAAGAAAUAUCAUCUGUGCUCAGUUGAGCAUGACAUAGUUGAUAAUUCUACCCAAUAUUCACUUUACAUUGAAAUUCAACCAGUAAAUGAUGCUCCGGUGCUUACAAUACCACCUGACUAUACUUUCACACCGAUAAAACAUUCAAAAACUCCACUACCUGGUGCAAUCUUAAAAGCUACAGACCAUGACAGCAAGCCUGCGGACAUAAUAUAUCAUAUGGUGGUUAUUGGGAGUGGAUUAUACAUUGAAAAUCGUAUGAGCACUGGUCGGCCAAUCGAACAGUUCACACAACAGGAUUUGGACCAAGGUCAAAUAUAUUUUGUCCACGCUGGUGGUCCAGAUCGAAUAAGAUUGCUUAUACAAGUUUCCAACAAAAAUUCAACAUUUUUACUGAGCACUACUACUUCUGUACUGAGGGUUUCGGCAAGACCUUUAACAAUUUCAGUAUUUAGAAACACUGGUAUUGCAUUAGUUGAAGGAGAGUCUAAAGUUUUAACUCUUAGUCAUCUAAAUGUUUCAACAAAUGCUGGCAAAUCUGAAGUGGAAAUCAACUAUAACAUUGUAACCAGUCCGACAUAUGGACAAAUCCAGAUACUUAGUGGCGACAAAACUGAUGAUCUUACUCAUCUUGUGUGGAAUUUUGCUUCACAUUUUACACAAUCUGAUCUCAAAAGUAGUCGUGUUCGCUAUCUUAAUGUUGAGUUUCCGAAUACAGACAUGACGGACACCUUAGACAGGUUUUUAUACACUGUCUCAGCUGCUGGAGUUACUAGCGACACUAAAGUGUUUAACAUCACCUUAAUAAAAGUUGUUGUUACUAUUACCACUACUGCAGUGGUUAUUGAUGAAGGCAACACUGGGUUUUUAUUAACAACUAAUUUGUUGAAUGUUAGUUUGUCUGGUAUACAUGAUGUGUCCAAUGAGGAAAUACAGUUUGUUUUGCAAAGUGAUUUGUCAUAUGGUAGUCUAGUGUAUGGAGACACUGGUUUAACUCUAUCUUACGGUGACUACUUUACAUUGGGUGAGGUGACGCAAGGUCAACUACAUUAUGAAUUAUAUUCAAGGCAUAUCAACUCGCAGGAACACCUUUUUGAUCAUUUUGAGCUUCAUGCUAUUGUCCGUGGCAGAUACAAUUCCUUACCAAUAACUUUUAAUAUAACAUAUAUACCAGAUACAAAGUCUGUCAAGAUUACUUCAAAUGUAUUACAAAUAGAUGAGGGAGGUGAACAGACAAUAAAUAGGGAUUUACUUUUUGCUGAAACAUUACUACACCAUCAGUUUGCAUUUGUGGUUUAUCAAGGCCCAACACAUGGUUCACUUUUACUCAACUCUCCAAGCAGUCUGCGUAUAAAUGUUACAAGUUUUACCACAAGAGAUAUAAUAGAUCGGCGAUUGAAAUACAGACAUGAUGGCAGUGAAUUUGCGAGCGACUUCUUUCAUUUUACUGUUCAACCUUUCUUUGAUGGUGAACUGCCAGAAAAACUAAGUUCAGUUGAAAAUGUUACCAGGAAUGAAGUAUUUAACAUUUCCAUAUCACUUAUAAAUGAUAAUUCACCGGUAAGAAUGAUAAACAAGCCAUUUGAUAUUUUGAGACACUUUGAGAGGUUGAUUACUAGUUACGAUAUUUGGUAUCACGAUCCAGAUCUUACUGAUAAUGAUCUUGAUUUGAAGUAUGUUCGUCGAGGGAUAUCAAAUGGUGAUAUUGUUAACGCUACAUCCAGAAAAAAGAUAUUUGAGUUCACACAAAGGGAUAUCGUUUCAAACCAAGUUUUGUUCCGCCAUCGCGGUCGAGAUUUUGGUCGUUUUGUUUUUUGGGUGAAAGAUGGAAAACAUUUUGCAACAGGCCUGUUUGUUGUCAUAGCAUCACCUGCCUUUGUACACAUCACAAACAACACGCAAUUGUUGGCAAAAAAAUCGGAAAAUACAACAGUAUCAUCUGUUAAUAUAAAUACCAGAAACAAUGUGGAUUCUCAGCCAUCUCAUAUUAUAUACAGAAUAACAGAGGCAGCAAAACAUGGAAAAAUAAUUGUUACAACACCAGGCAUGUCUACUAAUACUUUCACACAGCAUGAUAUUAAUGAAGGGAAAGUUAUAUACGCACAUGAUGGCUCAUCAAAUGGUAAAGACAGAUUUGGAUUCUCUGUUCAAGUUGGUGCAGCUACUACAAAUGGAAAUGUAGCUAUCCGCAUAUUUACUGCAAGUCAACAGCGCCCACCAGUGAUUAAAAAGAACGAAGUAUUAAUUGUUGAGGAAGGAGGGGUUGUUCAGAUUAAGCGAUCAGAUUUACGUGCUGCCCACUCUGCUGUGAGAACAAAGGAAUUAAUAUUUCAAGUUACAAGUUCUCCUGUGGUUGGGAUUUUGGUUGUAAAUCAGAAUAACAACAAUCUGACUUUAAAUGCAUCAAGCUUCAGUCAAUGGGAUAUAAAUCAUGGUUUUGUAAGAUACCAGCAAAACAAGAAUAUUUCUUAUCAAGAAAAUCCUAUGGAUAGAAUCAUAUUUACUGUUACUAAUGGAAUUCUCAGCCUUACUAAUGUUGUUAUGAGCAUAGAUAUUAUACCAUAUGCAAUUCCAUUAAGAAGUGGCAAUUUCUCUGUUGAUGAAGGCAUGUCGGGAAUUUUAAUCGAAGACUAUCUUUCUGUGGAUAAUCAGCAUUUUAUUAGCAAUGAUAUUAAUAUUGAUGUUGUCAUGCAACCAAUGCAUGGUCAGCUUGAAUCUACACGUAAUGCUGGUAUCGCCCUGCAACAAUUUUCACUACGAUUAGUUGUGGCUGAGUUUGUGUAUUAUGUACAUGAUGGUAGCGAUACAAUCUUGGAUAAAUAUCAGUUACAAGCAUCCUUAUCAGAUGGAACAAGAAAGAGUCACGUGGUUACCACUUACAUCUCAAUCAUACCUGAUAAUGAUCAAACACCCUGGGUUGUUAAUAAUACUGGAAUGCAGGUGUGGGUGAACUCAACUUCGCUGUUAACUAACAAUCAUCUAGCUGCAUUAGAUCUGGAUACACCAUCUGCGUAUUUAUUUUAUAACAUUCUACCCCCUCAUAAUGGAUAUUUAUCACUGAUAACCAAACCAUACCAACCUGUUGUUAACUUCACACAAGCUCAUAUUGAUAAUGAACAACUUUAUUUCGUACAUACAGGUGCUUAUACGGGUGGCUUCACUUUCCAAGUAAAUGAUGGUCUUAACUAUGACGUGAAACAUAUAUUUGUUAUUCAGGCUCAACCUCUUGUUAUCAGUAUCACUGGGGAAUUGAAAAUGCAGAUUUUCCCAAACACCACAAGUGAAGUAUCUUCAAGUGUGUUACAUGGGCUUACAAAUGAUAAUUCAAACGAUCGUAUGGUCACUUUUAAUAUUACGAGACUACCCAACAUGGGAAGAAUACUUAAAGUCAUUAAUCAUAUGCAAAACACAACAGGCCCUACAACAGACAGCAAUCAUUUACCUAAUUUAGUUGAAGUAACUACUUUCACACAACAAGACAUAAACAUGAACCUAAUCAUGUAUCAACAGACUACUACAUUGAAUACAUGGAGUGUAGUAGAUACAGUAGAGAUAAAGGCAUCCUCACAGCCAGCAAGAAAUAUCAAAAAUAUUGAACUGUUAUUCAACAUAUCUUAUGACGCUUAUCAACUUGCUAAUAUGAAAAGCCCCAUACAGAUUAAUAAAGGUGCCAGUGUACUGGAAGGUGGUCAUGUGGAUUUGACUUCACAUAAUUUAGAUGCACGGAAUUUAUUCAAUCAAAUAAACAACAAGAAAAAUCAAUAUAAAUUAAGGUACAAGGUCCUAUCUUUACCCAUGUAUGGCACAAUCAAUGUUAAUAAUGAAAGAAUAACUGAAGUGAACAUAUCAUUCACACAUGAAGAUUUAUCUAAACAUGUUGUUACAUAUUCACAUGAUGACAGCGAACAUUUUCAUGACAAAUUCAGUUUCACAGCUUAUUUAUUGAAAAGUGGUAAACAUUGUGGCAUUCAAUUAUAUGAUGAGUUUAAUAUUGCGAUCAUGCCAGUCAAUGACAAUCCACCAGAAAUUAUCACCAAAGCUCCUUUUAUGCAGGUUGUACAAGGUUUUGUUAAAGCUUUAGGUCGAGAUAAUUUAGUCGCAAAAGAUAUUGAUAAUCCACCAAGUGAUAUAACGUAUGUUAUUAUACGACCACCAACAUAUGGACAAGUCAUGUAUGUUGGUGAUACUGCUACUACUAACAUUGAUUCCUUCACACAAGAUGAUGUUAAUCAUGGUAGAAUAUUGUUUAAACAAAAUGAAAUUGCUGCCAAGUCUUUACAACCAGGUCACGAUGGUGUAUUGACGGAUGCAUUUUACUUUAGUUUAAGUGAUGGAUUCCAUAGACCUUCUUAUACUUUAUUCAGGAUUAAGAUUGUGCCAGUUGUGAUAAAUAUGAGCAUAUCCACACUGAUGUUGGAACAAGGUACACUAAAUGCCCCUAUCACAUCACAAAUUAUAAAUGCAACAACUAAUGGAGAUUUUGAGUUUGUGCAAUUUGUAGUUGUGGAACCACCACAAAGUGGUGUGCUGAUGAUGGAUAAUCAUGAGAUCACCGAGUUCAAAAUGUCUAAUAUUUCUACUGCUCAUGUAAUGUUUUUCAUGAAUGAUGUUUCUUAUGAGAAAGAUGAUAUGAUAAUCAUGAUGAUAUACAAUAAUAGUAGAAUCAGUUCUUUAAAUGUUAGCUGCACACUCAGUAUAGUUGUCACACCACUUGUAACUAUGGGAAGUUUUAAAGUUACCGCUGGCGACAACAAAGUGAUAACAUUGGAUGUGUUGGACGCAAGUCAACUUGCUAACACCACACAUUCACUUCCAUUUUAUGAGGUUACUCAACCACCGAGAUUCUCUACUAUAGAUGUCAAUGUUGUAAAUCAAUACACAUCAUAUGGAGAUUCAACAAGACGUAGCCGACGUUCAACAUCAUAUUUAACUUUUACACACAAUGAUAUAGUUGCUGGUCAUGUGGUUAUUAAUACUGACAAUGUCCAAUCUAACACCACCCUAAAAGAUAAAUUUCAAUACAGAUUACAAGUCGAAGAUGGUUCAGUUCAGCCAGCUACUGCACAAUUUGUAUUUACAAUCACAUCUAAGAAUGAAACUUUGCUUGAAGAAACACCCACUACCCCAGAAACAAGAACAACUGAUGCACAAACUGUUGCUCACACAAGUCUUACAAGUUCUCCUACAACCAAUCAACCAGUUUCUACCACCACCACCACCACCACCACCACCACCACCACCCAACAGGAACAAGCUACUACUCCAUCUACACUUAGUUCUAUGCAUAAGGUUGUUAUGGAAGAUGACAGCAGAAUUUCAUGGCUGAUUCCUUUAAUUAUUGGAGUAUGUUUAGUCCUGUUUAUUCUGAUAAUUGCACUUGUUGUGUGUUGUCGUCGUUUAAAUUCCAAAAAAGGGCCGGCAUUUGUAAAAGGGGAAGAAAGUACGUUGAAUCCAUCACAGCAAACUGCACAGCCACCACCGCAACCAUCACAAUUAUCUAUAGAUGCCACAACUUGUGUAAAAGUUACAUCAUGUCCUGGAUUGGUAAAGUCUGCAAAAUGUCCAACAGCAGAAGUGGUGGUUACUCCUAUCACCAAGUUACCCAACAAUACAAACAGUGAUGUAAUAGGACAGGGUUAUUAUGAAGAUCAUUUAUCAAACUCGAUGCCGCAUGAAAGUUUAUUAGCACAUGGUGUGUUGUCAAACAGAGAUGUUUAUAUUGGGGGAAAACUUACAACUGAAUCAGCUGUUGAUACAGACACAGAUAUGCAAGAUAUGUAUUCAUCUGAUGAUAGCAUGUUAUCAAAUGAUGAUAAUUAUCAGCAUAAACAAAGCAUGACAUCAUCGUUGGGAUCUUUACACAUACCUCACAGCGCACGAGGAUUUAGUACACCUGCUUCUCAAGUCAAACAAUAUUGGGUCUGAAUUCUCCAUUUUGAUGGUUUUUGGCUAACUCUGGCCUAAGUCCCAGGUUCCAUUGCGUACCAGGCUGUAGGCCACCUAUACCCUACCUACAGAGUAGAAUAGACUUUUUCUAUACUUUUUACCUCCUGUAUAAUAUUAUGUUUUUUCUGCAUAAAUAAACUAAUAUAUAUAAUUUUAUUAGCCCUUAUUUUGUAUUUGCAUUCGAUGUAAAUCGUAUAUUUUUAUACAUACUUCAAUGACAAUUUUACCUAUACUGAUAUGCACUAACAGACUGUGUUAUCUUACAUCAUAUAGUUUUCCCUUUCUUGCAUUAUCAAUAUUUAAAGUAUAUUAUUACAAUCUGCCCAAACAGACAAUCAGGGUUUACUAGUAUAACUUACUGCAAUAUGUUAUUUAGAACAAGCAGUAUUGGUGCACUAGCAACCUUAGAAGUGUAAUAACUAUAUUAUAUAAACGAGACUGUCCCUUCAUUAUUUUUAAGGCAAGGUUUACAUUGCACAAACCUGUCAAAUGUCGCAUGUUUUUAUUAAUGUUUAAGUUAGGCAUGUUUAAUUCGGUGUCUUUUUUUAUAUUUUUUGAAAUGAAAUUUCAGCAUGUGUGUGGUUGUGUGUUUUUAAUUUAGGCUUUCUGUAAAUAUAUGAUAAACUUCAUUUUAAUUUUACGAGUUUAAUAAACUAAUUUUCAGGCACAA